Fundulus heteroclitus (mummichog) is the source of this 894-nucleotide messenger RNA. Its product is annotated as transmembrane protein 205. The record is from RefSeq and is a predicted model, not a curated record. The coding region runs from base 155 to 721 and encodes 188 amino acids. The transcript is spliced from 4 exons. Lineage: Eukaryota; Metazoa; Chordata; Actinopteri; Cyprinodontiformes; Fundulidae.
CCGAGCCUGAGAAGAAGAGGGGGAGCGUUCAGAGCCGCCUGUGGACUGAGAGAGUGAGCUAGGAGCUGCUAAGGCUGUCAGUUACUGAUCCAAGUCACUGCGACGGGCUCCCCACAUACCUUUUUACAACUCAGAGCAGAGAGGAGAGGACAGCAUGCCGACCGACCAGGAGCCCACCUACACCAUGAAGCUGCUGCAGCUGCUGCUGCUCUCCACCUACUGGGGGAUGCAGAUUUGGGUCACUUUUAUUUCUAGCUUUAUAAUGGACCACAACCUGAACAGACACACGUACGGCUUCAUCCAGAGUCGCCUGGUUCCCUUCUACCUCCACCUGGGCUCAGCCUGUGCCUUCUUUAACCUCACAAUAUAUGCCGUUUACCACCCCAGAGACAUGAUGGAUGACAGGGAAUCCUUUCAGAUCUUCAUCUUCUUCGUGUCGGUGACGGUCGCGGCGGUCAACGCUCAGUGGUUCGGCCAGAUGACGUCGGAGAUCAUGGCGGACAUGCAUCUGAUCGAGCAGGCGUGCGGCCUGGGCCAGGACAUCGGCCUGUCGUCCAACCGCGAGGCUUACGCCAAGCUGUGCGAGUCGGACGUGAAGUACAAGCAGCUGAGCAGACGCCUGUGGCUGUACCGCCUGCUGUCGUCCCUGUGCAACCUCUGCUGCAUUGGCUGCAACUUUUACAGCCUCUCCUACGUGGCUGAGAACCUGGUCAAGCUGUAACGCUGAGCCACGGACGCAGCAGACUCCCCGUCUUCUGCUGCAGCACAACUGCACAAUUACAUCUUUGUUCUUUGGCAGCAGUGGGUAUAUUUAAUCUCUGUUCGUUUUAGAAAUGAGGUGAAACGUCAGGUGAGGCCUCUUCUCCUCAGGGUUUUUUUUUUUUUUUUUUUAAA